Linepithema humile (Argentine ant) is the source of this 2968-nucleotide messenger RNA. NCBI's taxonomy places the organism in Eukaryota, Metazoa, Arthropoda, Insecta, Hymenoptera, Formicidae. The record is from RefSeq and is a predicted model, not a curated record.
GGAUAAACAUACACGAGCUAUUUUAGCACUAUGUCGACUUCUUCCUCCAACAGCUAGAGGAAAAAAUAAAGCUGCAAGAGAAAAAUCCACUGCGGUUUUGGAAAAAUUAUUUUAUUUAAAAAGAACGGUACGCCUUUAGAAUCAAGGGAAUCAGAGUCAAGAGAAAAGAUUCAACCACGUUUAGUCGCCGUAGGUUCAACCAAAGCAGCUGUGGCUCAAUACUUUCUAAACGUAGACAACAAGUUCAUUCUACUUCAUGCGCAAAAUUUCGUGAAGGCUUUUGACAUUUUGUUUAAAAGUCAUUUCGUUUUUCAUACAGAAUACGAUUCGAAUCUGGUAAGUUUCUACAGAUUUAUAGAAACAUAUUUUUAUAAAAUAAACAAUGGUCCCGUAACUCCACGUAUAAGAGAAGUAUAUACACUUCUACGAAACCAAAUGGAUACAUGAAUUAAUUUUAUUUCUAUAUUUUAACUGUAUUAUUAUUGAAUUGUACACUUAUAAGGUACUCUGAAUAAGUUAUACUGAUUAAAAUUGAACUUUUUGGUUUUAUUAAUUGAGACAUUCAUUUUUAAGAUGCCUUAUAUGUGUACAAAUUGUACUUAUGUUGGAAAUUCAAUUAAGGAAUUAUGUCGACAUUUAAGAAUAAUUCAUUCUUUCUAUGAAGGUUCACAAUUAAAUUUAAAAUGUUGUUUUUUAAAUUGUCCUUUUAUAUUUAAAACUUAUUCGGGAUUUAGAAAGCAUUUAGCUAAGUGUAAACUAAAUGUUGAAGAAGUUUGUACUGUAGAUGAUUCAAAUAAUUUGACAGAAAUUCCACCUAAUUAUAGUUGUAAUACUGAUGAAAAUUUAAAUAUAAAUAAUAAUAAUAAGUCGAAUACAAACAUUAAUAAGAAUUUAAAUAUAGAUGAAGAUAUAAGUACAAAUAUUCUUGAUGAUAUUUCGGAAGAUAUCAAUAAUAACUUUUCAUUUUUUAUACAAAAUUUAUAUUCUUUUGGCAUACCUGAUACAUCGAUUGAUAAAAUAUUGCAAUGUUUAUCUCAACUGAUAAAUUCUGUAUUCGAAAAAUUUUUGGAUAAUGUAAAUGAAUCAAACGUUAUCUGUUGAGAAAUUGUAUCAACAUUUUUUAAUUCUUUUGAUAGGUAUUUAACAAAACAUAAACGUAAAAAAAAGUACGAAAAAUGUAUGGUAAAACCAAUAGAAAAAAGUUGUGGGGUUUGCAUAAAACAAAAGUUUGAUUCAAAAUUUAAAAUGUAUAAAACUGUUCCUCUAACUUGCACAUUUACUUAUGUUCCAAUUAUUGAAACCUUAAAAUUUUUAUUUAAAAAUAAUUCCUUUAAAAAAAUAAUAUUUAAUUCCUUCAAUAAAAAGACCUUAAAUUGUAGUACAUACAAUAAUCUUGUAGAUGGUGAAAUGUAUAAAACCAAUAACCUUUUCCAUAAUUCAGAAAAAUUAACUAUUGAAAUAGAAAUAUUUUUUGACGACUUUGAAAUUUGUAAUCCCUUAGGUAGUAAAGCUUUGUCUCAUAAAAUUGGGGGAUUUUAUUUUGUAAUAUGCAAUUUACCUCCUCAUUUCAAUUCUAAUUUAAACAAUAUUCAUUUAUUAACUUUGUGUUAUAGUAAAUACAUAAAAGAUUUUGGUAUAAAUUCAGUUUUGGAAGUAAUUGUAAAAGAUUUAAGAAUUUUGGAAACAGAAGGUUUUUACAUUGAAGGAGUUGAAUAUCCAAUAAAAGGAACUUUAGCGACAUUAAGCCAUGACAAUUUAGGAGGAGCAACGUUAUAUGGCAUGGUUGAAUCAUUUCAAGCUAACUUUUUUUGUAGAAUAUGUCUCAUGCAUAAAAAUUUUACUAAAAUAAAUUGCAAACAAGAAGAUAUUCUUUUGAGAACACCUGAAAAUUUUAAAAAUCAUAUUCAACUUGCGAUUAAUCAUUACGACGAUAGUGUAUAUGGAAUUAAAUUACGCAGUGCUUUAAAUGAUUUAGAAUUUUUUAAAUUUGGAAUAAAUUUAUCAGUUGAUAUAAUGCAUGAUUUUCUGGAAGGAAUUUGCCAACUUGAACUUAAAUUGUUUCUAAAAUUUUUAAUACAAGAAAAAUUAACUUCGAUAGAAGAAAUUAAUGAUAAAAUAAAUACUUUUGAUUACGGUCUUCAAAAUAGAGCUAAUAAACCUAGUCUAAUCUAUCUUAAUAAAGCAGGCCAUUUAAUAGGUCAAAGAGCUGCCCAAACUUAUUGCUUAUUAAUAUUUUUUCCUUUAAUAAUCAGUGAUAUUACAAAAAAACUUGAUCAUAGCACAAAUUACAAUAAAUGGAAAGUAAUUCUUUUGUUAAUAGAAAUUGUCAAAAUAGCAUUUGCUCCUAUACUUCAUAAUAUUUUUAUGACUGAUUUUGAAAAUCUAAUCGAAAAUCAUCAUAAAUUAUUUUUAACUGAAUAUAAUACUCAUUUAAGACCAAAACAUCACAUGAUUACACACUUGCCAACUGUUAUUAAAAGAAUGGGUCCUCCAAGACAUUUUUGGACUAUGAGGUUUGAAAGCAAACAUAAUUACUUGAAAGAUCUUUCAAACAAAUUAAAAAAUUUUAAAAAUGUUUGCAAAACUCUUGCUUUCCGUCAUCAACAAGAUAUGCUAUUUAAAUGGAACAAUUGCAAUAUUUUUGAACUUUUUCCUUUUCUUAAGAAAUGUAAUGUUACUGCAAUAGGAAGUACCACAUAUUUUAAUGUUAUUUCAAAGUUCUUAAAUUUAAAAAUCUGAUGUAAAAAUAUGUUUUGGAAAUUCUGUCAAAUUAUUUGGAAAUGAGAUUGAAAUUAAUAAUUUUAUAUGUACUUCUUUUCAUGAGCAUUUGCCUAAUUUUUCUAAGGUAGUUUCUUUAUUUGUAUUUGAUUCAAAACCUUAUGCAGUGUGUCAAAGUUACAAAACUUUUUCUGUUUGUAAAAAAUAUUUAGGGUACAUAAUUUUAAAAGAAAAUGAUAAUAAAUAUUUU